AUGCCUCGAACUAGAAAAGCAGUUGCUGCUAUUCAACCCAGCAGUCCUGAUCAUGUAUCCCUGACAUAUCGACUAAAAACUAAAAAUGUUGUCAAUAAACUCUCUCCUCCUCAUAAAAUGCGGUUGGAUCGCUUACUAACUGUUAUAGCAUCGGCUCUAGUGGUUCAACACACACCUCUAUCUAAACAUGUGUCCAUAAAUCAUUUUCAAGAUGUAGAAGAGUAUGAAAUGGAUGAUGAUGAUAUUGUUGCUGGUGAUCUCACUCUGGUGUAUCCUAAUCAUACACCAGCACAGGACAAUCUUGAUGAUAAUGUUGGGAAUUUGCUGAGCCAUCUCCAGGACAAAAUCAGACAGCGUCAGAACCGGUCGAGUACAAGUUCAAAACGGGGACAGACUAGCAAUAUGGAAGAUCCAUUGCAAUCUCAGCAGGCAACAAUUCAAGCAAAUGCAAACAAAACAAUGCAUCAAUAUCAGUCGCAAAGUGGGAAAUUAGUCGAUGAAAUUCGAGCGCGCAUCAGCUCUGUGAUGGAUGAUGAAAAGCUGAAUACCCAAUCAACUGCGGUUCAUUCUAGUGCAACAUUGAUGAUGGAUGAGGCAAACAAAACAAUGAAUAUACUGCGACAAAAUGCAGAUAGCCUUUGUAAUGAUAUUCAUGCGUACUGUCAGAUGCAACAAGCUAUGGGGCGACACCAUGAAAUGUCGCUGAGAAAAAUAAUGAUGGAACGAGAACGAGCAGUAAAGCAUGCUCAGCAAGUGUACCAAUCUGAAUUGCAGAGUGCUAUGAAUGUUGGUAAACUAAAACAGGCACUUGCUAUACUAUUCAAAUAG
Molecule: messenger RNA, 828 nt
Organism: Batrachochytrium dendrobatidis JAM81
Lineage: Eukaryota; Fungi; Chytridiomycota; Chytridiomycetes; Rhizophydiales
Exons: 7
Coding region: 1-828 (275 amino acids)
Source: RefSeq, a predicted model, not a curated record